AUGUCCAAAGAGGGACUGGUUCAACGCCUCUCUAACGGAGGAAGUAUCGUUAUAGCCGAGGGCUACGUCCGAGAGUUCGAGAGGCGCGGUUAUCUAAACGCUGGAGCAUUCGUACCGGAAGUGGUCCUUGAUUCACCACACCUCGUAAAGGUCAUGCAUGAGGAGUUUGUCCAUGCAGGAAGUGACGUCGUAGAAGCUUUCACGUACUACGCACACAGAGAGAAACUAAGACUUGUCGGCAGAGAAGAUGAUUUAGAAAAGCUCAAUAAGACAGCUUUAAAAAUUGCACGUGAGGUUGCUGACAAUACUGGAACGCUAAUGGCGGGAAAUAUUUCCAACACUGGUCUGUAUAUUGCAGGCGAUCAAAAGUCAGAAGAAACGAUAAUGGGUAUGUUUAAGGAACAGAUAGAAUGGGCCGUGGAAGGUGGGGCAGAUUACAUUAUAGCAGAGACGUUUAAUGACUUCGGAGAAGCUAUGUUAGCUUUACGGGCCAUUCAAACGUUCGCGCAAGGAUUACCAGCCGUCAUCACCAUGGCAGCAUACGUCCCUGAUUUGACGACUGAUGACGUCACUUUCCCCGUAGCAUGUAGGCGUUUAGAAGAGGCGGGAGCUGCUGUUGUAGGAUUAAACUGUGCACGUGGUCCUUCUACUAUGUUACCCCUGAUUCGACAGAUACGCGCUGUGUGUAAGGGCCCGAUUGCCGCGAUCCCUGUUCCUUUCCGUACUGACAAGGACCAUGUCACAUUCCAGUCUUUAAAGGAUUAUAAAACAGGUGAAAAGCUCUAUCCUUUAGAUGUCUGCGCAUGUAUGUCCAAGAGAACUGAAAUCCGUGCGUUUGCGCGUGAGGCCAGAGAGAUUGGUGUGAACUACAUCGGCCUGUGUUGUGGGAAUGCGCCAUUUUAUAUGCGUGAGGUGGCGGAGGAAUAUGGCCGAACUCCGGGUGCCAGCAAGUAUAAUCCAGACAUGUCUGCAAGUCAUAUCUAUAACAAGAAGACGGCAACAGCGAGGUCAUUGAAACUUCGUGCCUACACCGGCAUAGAUGACUGA
Molecule: messenger RNA, 1047 nt
Organism: Ylistrum balloti
Lineage: Eukaryota; Metazoa; Mollusca; Bivalvia; Pectinida; Pectinidae
Product: betaine--homocysteine S-methyltransferase 1-like
Exons: 7
Coding region: 1-1047 (348 amino acids)
Molecular function (GO): zinc ion binding; methyltransferase activity
Source: RefSeq, a predicted model, not a curated record